Molecule: messenger RNA, 817 nt
Organism: Aspergillus pseudotamarii
Lineage: Eukaryota; Fungi; Ascomycota; Eurotiomycetes; Eurotiales; Aspergillaceae
Exons: 1
Coding region: 93-542 (149 amino acids)
Source: RefSeq, a predicted model, not a curated record
ACAACCUCAUAUCCUCCAAUCGAGAUUGACUGAUUGCCUAGCGCAAAGGAAACAAGUGCCUAAUAAUAGACCUAGAAUUACUAAAUCAAGGUAUGGAGUACAAUCAGGCCACUGAACAUCGUUCUUUGAGAGGGGAUAGGAGGUGCCUUGAGACCAUAUACCUCCUUCUCCCUCUUCGCCUCUUCCUAGCUCUCCCUAUUGGCAACAUGAUAUGGCUGCCCGAGUUCAGUAGCCCGUCUCAGCCCUUUUGUGGUACACCAUAUUCUUUUCUCUUCUUUCGGGCCCCUUUGCUAAUUUUGCCUUCUCUCCUAAUCCCUUCUGGCUAUCUUUUGCUCUUUCUGGUCGCCGUAUCCUCUGGUCUAUUUCUGUCUCAUAUACUAGCAGCUUUGCUGACGUCGACUCUUGAAGGGAAGUGUAUGUCUGAGACAACUCUCAGGGGCGAGGUGCCCGCUUCGACAAAAAUAGAAUCGAUGCGAGUCUGGCUUUGUUGUCUUUCUUUCCUCCUAAUUUCUAACCAGAACCCCUUUCUUAUUUCCUUCUAAGUUUUCGUUCAACUAGAGUUUAAAGACAUGCAUGUAUGCGUCUUGGUCUAACCGUGCGCUGCGUCUGCGUCGCCUAAACAAUAGAUUUAGGCCUUAAGGUUGGGCUGUGAAGAACUCAAUGCAAUGCUUACCCGAGUCUUUUGCUUCAUGCCAUGCGGGAGAUAAACUAUUGAAAGUCAAAUCACAUUCCUAUCUGAAGUCUUUCUAUUAUUAGGUCUUCUUCGUUCAGACUAUCUCGGCUCGCUGGACUAAGUGAUUUUAUCGACUUGAUGACU